Solanum verrucosum is the source of this 741-nucleotide messenger RNA. RefSeq names its product bidirectional sugar transporter SWEET1-like. Gene Ontology annotation, molecular function: sugar transmembrane transporter activity. Bases 1 to 741 code for a protein of 246 amino acids. The transcript is spliced from 7 exons. Gene Ontology annotation, cellular component: membrane. The record is from RefSeq and is a predicted model, not a curated record. Gene Ontology annotation, biological process: carbohydrate transport. Lineage: Eukaryota; Viridiplantae; Streptophyta; Magnoliopsida; Solanales; Solanaceae.
AUGAGCGGUCUUGUACACACUGUACAAUUUGUUUUUGGGAUUCUUGGAAAUGUUGCUUCUCUCUUUCUCUUUUUAGUACCCACGUAUACAUUCAAGAGGAUCAUCAAGAACAAAUCGACAGAACGAUUCUCUGGAAUACCUUAUGUUAUGGCAUUUUUGAACUGCUUGCUUACUGCAUGGUAUGGUCUGCCAUUUAUAACAUCAAACAAUAUUCUGGUUACAACAAUCAACGGGACUGGAGCUACAAUUGAGUUAAUAUAUGUGCUUAUCUUUUUAUUAUAUGCACCCAAUAAGCAAAAGAGAAAAAUCUUAGCAAUAUUUGUAUUAGUCCUUGUUGCUUUUGCUGCAGCUGCGGUUAUCUCAGUGCUUGUUUUUCAUGGAAAAAUUAGAGAGCUCUUUUGUGGUAUUGCUUCCACAGUUUUCUCCAUCGUUAUGUAUGCAGCUCCUCUGUCUAUUAUUAGACUAGUGAUCACGACCAAAAGCGUGGAGUACAUGCCAUUUCUCUUAUCAUUUGCCGCUAUCCUAUCUUGCACUAGCUGGUUUAUCUAUGCCAUACUAGGAAUGGACCCAUAUAUUGGCAUUUCAACAGGUGUUGGCUUGACUUUAGGAAUAGUGCAAUUGAUUUUAUAUUUCUGUUAUUGUGACAAGAAAAUUUUAAACAAGAAGACAUUUGCUGUUGAAGAGUCGCAGCAGAAUAUGGACAACGGUCAUAACAAUGACGUUAAGUUGUAUUUACCAUGA